CGUGUGACGUCACGCGUCGUCAGCGCCCGACCUGGUGGGACUGGCGUGCGGCUCCGCUUGGCUCGCAGUCUGUGCGGCUCCUCUGGUUUCAGUGCGUGUGUAUGUGCGCGUGUGUGUGCGUCAGGAAUCAGUUGAACACUUUACGCGACCGGAGGAAUCGACGGUGAAACACAAACGGGGCGGCAGAUAAGUAGCUGACGAAUGAAGACAGGCGGUGUUUAAGAGGAGGACGGAGACAGGCUGGACUCACUUCCAGGCUCCGUUAAAGCUACUUUGAUGCAACCGCUUAGCUAACAAGCUAACUGGGAAUGUUUUCACAAACUAGCCAGGUAGUUAGCUUGCUAGCUAGCUAAAUGGGCAGGGGAAAAUGGCUGGUUUAAGGACGCCGUGUUAGUGCUACUUUUAUUUUUUAAUGAGACGCCGGUGUGUGGAAGUACAUGCCGAGGUUUUAGGGCUCCGGUAGCGGCUUGGUGGCUAAUUUCCAGCGGGGACAAUAGUUAACUGUCCAGGCAACAAGUCAGACACACGCCGCCGCCGCACAGACACAAGUUUGCGCCGGCUGGUGCUGGGUCGUUGUUGGUGACGGGCCGGUUGGGCUGCGCUGGAAGCGAGUGCUCCUCUCGUGCGAGGCGAUGUUUCGGCCGCGACACGGGAGCGACACUGGGCGAAAGUAGCGAUCCACUUCGGAUGCGCAGCCCGGAGGGUCGUCGGGUCCCUCCGCGGCGCCGGGGAGCACGCUGCCAUUCGAUCGGUGCAACUGUUGACGAGGGGACGCGGUGAAUGAACAUCAUACGUCGCCCACAUGCGUUGGAUCAGCUCCCGGACUUGUGAAAGGCAUCUAAAGCAGAAGGUGGGAGACCUGAGCGCACAGCCCUUGCAGCCCGGGGGAAGAUGGCGGAGCGCUCCCACAGGAGGUGGUGAGACCAAAACUUGGGGAUAUUUUGGAUUUAUCGCCGGACAUCUUAUCGCAGAUCGCAGGACACAUGCAGGCCAGAAAACGCUACCUAACUCUGUUCUCUGCUGGUGCUUGCCUCAUCCUGUUGCUCUGUUUCGGGGGCAUUCAAGUCCCGCUAUCGCGGCAGGGUCCGAGCCGGCGCGAUGAGCGCAUCCUCGCCGGCUUCCACCCCGGGGCGCGGUGGCGUCCCUUCCCGGGGCGCAUGGACGCGUUCAGCUCCUGGAAGCAGGACUGGAGCGACGACCACGACGAACACAUAUCUCCCCGGCAGAAGAGGGACGCUCACACGGGCGUCUACACCGGGAGACGCUGCAGAAUGGAGUCCUGCUUUGAUUUCUCGUCGUGCCAGAGGAACGGAUUCAGGGUCUACGUCUACCCGCAGCAGAAAGGGGAAAAGAUGUCCGAGAGCUACCAGAACAUCUUGUCUUCUAUCGAAGGCUCCAGGUUCUACACACCCGACCCUGGACAGGCUUGCCUCUUUGUUCUGAGUUUGGACACUCUGGACAGGGACCAGCUCUCACCCCAGUAUGUGCACAACCUGAAAGCAAAAAUCCAGAGCCUUCCUCUGUGGAAUGGAGGCAAAAACCACAUCAUCUUUAAUUUAUACUCGGGAACGUGGCCCGACUACACGGAGGACCUGGGCUUCGACAUCGGCCACGCCAUGUUGGCCAAGGCCAGCAUCAGCACGGAGAACUUUCGACCCAACUUUGACGUUUCCAUCCCCCUGUUCUCUAAAGAUCAUCCCAGGACAGGUGGGGAGAGGGGCUACAUGAAACACAACACCAUCCCCCCUUACAGGAAGUACAUGCUGGUUUUCAAGGGGAAGCGGUAUUUAACAGGAAUCGGCUCAGACACUAGAAACGCUUUAUAUCAUGUCCAUAACUCGGACGACGUGGUCCUCCUCACUACUUGUAAGCAUGGGAAAGACUGGCAGAAGCACAAGGACGCCCGCUGUGACAAAGACAAUGCUGAGUAUGACAAAUAUGACUACAGGGAAAUGCUGUACAACUCUACGUUCUGCCUGGUACCUCGGGGACGACGGCUGGGUUCCUUUCGCUUCCUAGAAGCUUUACAGGCAGCUUGUGUGCCUGUGAUGUUAAGUAAUGGUUGGGAGCUCCCCUUCUCAGAGAUCAUCGACUGGAACAGAGCAGCUGUGAUUGGGGAUGAAAGGCUGCUUUUACAGAUCCCAUCAACAGUGCGCUCCAUCCAUCAGGAUAAGAUCCUUUCACUGCGACAGCAAACACAGUUCUUAUGGGAGGCUUACUUCAACUCUGUGGAGAAAAUAGUCCUAGCCACACUGGAGAUCAUCCAGGACCGUGUACUACAGCACACUUCAAGGAGCAACCUCAUGUGGAACAGUCUGCCAGGCGGCCUCUUCAACCAACCUCAAUACUCCACCUAUCUAGGAGAUUUCCCCUUCCACUAUGCUAAGCUGGGUGUCAAGCCCUACACCAAGUUUACAGCGAUCAUUCACGUGGUGACCCCACUGGUCUCCCAGUCCCAGCCGGUCAUGAAGCUGCUUGUGGCUGUGGCCAAAUCCCAGUACUGUGCUCAGGUGAUAGUUUUGUGGAACUGUGACAAGCCCCUUCCUGCCAAGCACCGCUGGCCUGUCACAUCAGUCCCCGUCAUUGUUAUCGAAGGGGAAAGCAAGGUGAUAAGCAGCCGCUUCCUCCCCUACGACACCAUCCCCACUGAUGCUGUGCUUAGUCUGGAUGAGGACACUGUGCUCUCCACCACAGAGGUGGACUUUGCCUUCACAGUGUGGCAGAGUUUCCCGGAUCGCAUCGUUGGAUACCCAGCCCGCAGCCACUUCUGGGACAGCAACAAGGAGCGGUGGGGCUACACUUCAAAGUGGACCAAUGACUACUCCAUGGUGCUGACUGGGGCUGCCAUCUAUCACAAAUACUACCACUACUUGUACACCAGCUACCUUCCAGCCAGUCUGAAGACUAUGGUUGACCAGAUGUCAAACUGCGAGGACAUCCUGAUGAACUUUUUAGUGUCUUCUGUGACUAAAUUACCACCCAUCAAAGUAACCCAGAAAAAACAGUACAAGGAGACUAUGAUGGGACAGAGCUCCCGGGCGUCUCGCUGGGCAGACCCGGACCACUUUGCCCAGAGACAGACCUGCAUGAACAAAUUUGCCAGCUGGUUUGGCACCAUGCCUCUGGUACAUUCUCAGAUGAGACUAGACCCAGUCCUGUUUAAAGACCAAGUGUCCAUACUGAGGAAAAAGUACAGGGACAUAGAGAGGCUAUAACCCAUCAGAGCCCUCCCGCUCUCUGGACAUGACAAGGAAAGAGCGAGAGGGCGGGCGUGCAGAGAAACAUAGAGCCUUUCUGUGAUUGCAUAGGUUGAUCAGUGGAGAUGGAAAAGGGAAUAUGGGUACUGAAGAUCGGAGAAAUAGAGACACGUAGGGCAGAACAUCUAUGGCUCUCCUGUUUCUCCUAUCUAACCUUUUCCUUAUGUGUACUGGUGACACCUGAGCACAUAUGUCUAUCAGCAUACACCAUGAAAGACACCGGAGGAGUCUAAAUCUCUCACCUUUAGACUGAUGUGGUCAAAAUCACGAAGUUGGAAAUCUCAGCUUGCUGCUUCAAUUUGCCGACCACUCUGGCAGUCUGUCUGUUUUGCUCUGUACACUAUGCACAGGUUCCUGAAGGUUUUGCUGAUAGAAAAUUAUUGAUAAUUAUGACUAUGAAGAGGAUAACACUAUUUUGGAUUGUCUUUAGCUAUUUUUUAUACAGUGAACGAAUGGCCAGCACUACUGCUUCUAUUGUCUUAAUGAAAACCAGUAGUGGGGUGGGUAGAGAAAGGAACAACCGCUCCUCGACCAUUAGAACUGAAUUUUGAUCACUGAUCUGAUGUUCACAGUGCCUCAAGUUUACCUUGCGUGUGGAUGUGGGAGUCUGAGAAGAGGACACGGUGCAGAAAUGACACCAUGAUCUUGCUGCUUUCUGUUUUUUGUUUUCAUGGUUUGUGAUUUUCUCUGUGAUUGUUUCAAUUAGGAAUCUCUACUAAAUUCUUUGUGUCUGGGUCAGCAUUCAUAUUCUGGUUAUUGUUGAAUUAUACCGCACAUUCAGGACAUUUCUAUUCAGCGUUUCUAGCUACCUUUCUGGUACAUGUGCCAUUCUGAACAUCCUUACACACCUAGCUAGAUUUCACAAAAUUCACAACAUGGAAUCAGGAGAAGGAACCACAAACAUAAACACAUUUCAGCGGUGUUCCUAUUUUCAUUUUUGCAUCAUCAUUAAUCCUUGUCAUGUCUUUGACUUUUUUUUUUAUUCAUAGACUCAUAUGCUAAUUUGGAAUCGGUACUUGAAUUUAUUCUGGCCCAAAGAACCACAGAGGAGAACCAUAGGGUCUCAGCUAACCAAUGGUCUGCUUAGAACAUAAACCACUGUGAAAGCCAGGGAGCUGACAUCUUUUCGGCAGAUUCAUAUAUUUUUAUCUUGCAGUUGUAAACCCAGUUUCAUCUUAUCGAGCGGCAGGUUUGGCAGCAGCACAUGCUGACAGCGUUUUCAUCUAGUCGUGUCAAACAUUAUUUGAUACUGUCAGAGCUGGCGUCUACCUACACGUACCACCUAGACUGCUGUAUUUUUACCUAUUAGUUAUAAACACAUGGCUGGACUAACAUAAGUUGCCAUUAACAAUUUGUGAUAGAGUUAGAUAACAGAUAAUAGGCAAGUUAUGUUUGCAGAACUUCAAAAAUAGAUUUCAUUAGGAGCUUUCAUUCCAGUAUCUUAGCAGGACGCCAGUUUGCCUUUCUGACCAUCAAACCUUUGAACAACUCCUCUCAGAGGAUGGAGGAGGAGGUUUGCAUGCCAGUGUCUUACAAUGCUUGGAUUACAUUCAGAGAUGAAAAUGCAAAAAACGUUGGCUCAUCGAAUAUUCCACAAGUGAUGUUGCGAUCAGUUCGUGUCAGUCUGCUCGUCCUGUGAAUCAUAUCCCACAUGUACGUUGGCUGCCAUGUGUCGGGGGAACAUGAAAUAGGGGUUUGCAGAGCAGCUGACUAAUUGACAAAGCCAGGUGGCCGUUUGACAGCUAAGUGUUUGGUUCCACUGCCAAUUGGAUUUCAUUUAUUUUAGUCUUGACGUGUCAUCAUCGAGUUAUCUGGGAUUUUUGUUCAAUAUGAAAUCAUUAUUUCAUAAGUGUCAAUCAUGUUCAUCUGUCCUUAUAAGCCAGCAACACCUACAUACAAGUAACAUAAUUACACCUGGCCUGACUACUGUAUUAGUAGAUUUAGCUCCAUUUCUGAAUGAUAAAGCGUUUUGAUGAAACUAAAGUCCUUCACAGACCCCCAAUAUGUGCCAGUAGAGAAUCCUUUUUUUAAAUAUAUAUAUUUUUUACAUCUGAUAAUAAACUUGGGAAUGGCAUGCAUGUUCUGUCUAAAAGAACGGAACAUGUAUGUGUGGGAGACUAAGAAGUCCGCAGAGCAGGGAACUGCAUGGGGUUUUCUACUGCUGAGAAUGUGCUAUCAUCUCGCCAGCCCCUCAGCAAAUCUAGUAUUACUGAACACAGUGCUAUCGAGACAGCUGAAUAAGGUUGUAAACCGGAUCACAUUUCAGAACCGAACGUGGUGCAAUAUGUAAUGUGACAUCUGUCUUUUCUUCUUUCACUGGGUUGUUGUUUGAUGUGCCUUCAAAAGAAAUGCACAUUUUUUUUAUUUUCUCCGUCUGCUUUGCUCAACAAACAGGUUCCUGUUUCCAUAGUAGUGCUUAUCAAUAUCCAAUAACACACAAACGGUUAUCAUCAAUCAUCCAGUACUGACAUUCCUGUAUUUUCUGCUUCAGGAACUCUUUCGGGGUCUUCUUAGACUCAAACUGUCUUGUAUUGUUAUUCUUGUGAUGGUUCACAGGCCGUUUUCUCUUGCUUGUCACAAGUGUAGUAAUAGAUGUAACAUGCAUAAUUCUCUCUCACACAUCAACAGAGGACUCAUUAGACAGGACUGUGUCUCAGCUGAAUUUCUGCCUGCUUCCUUCACUCUCUUCCGUCACUGCAGACCUAAUUUUAUAGAUUAAAAUGAAAAGAUAAAAAAAUGCAAUUUUUUGUAAAAUACUUUUAUAAAAACAAAACAAAAAAUAAAUUGUCUGGUAUAAACA
Molecule: messenger RNA, 6057 nt
Organism: Betta splendens (Siamese fighting fish)
Lineage: Eukaryota; Metazoa; Chordata; Actinopteri; Anabantiformes; Osphronemidae
Product: exostosin-1a-like
Exons: 11
Coding region: 984-3215 (743 amino acids)
Cellular component (GO): membrane
Molecular function (GO): glycosyltransferase activity
Source: RefSeq, a predicted model, not a curated record